Messenger RNA from Auanema sp. JU1783, 2157 nucleotides. NCBI's taxonomy places the organism in Eukaryota, Metazoa, Nematoda, Chromadorea, Rhabditida, Rhabditidae. The record is from the annotation of a GenBank genome assembly.
AUGCGAACACCGAUCCUCGUUCUGCUUUGUUUGACCAGCACCAUAGCUGUUAACUUAAUUGCAAACGACGUAGUGAGUGAUUAUGCCCAGGUGAAGGAACUGUUGCGCGAGUUCUACAGAAGAUCAGCUAGACGGUUCGGUCAUGACUAUGAUCCUAGCGCUAUUGAGAAAGCCGCUGUAUCAUUAGGAGACGACGGUACUGAAGCAACAGCUAAUCGCAAGAUAUGGGAAGAAGUGUUCGAAAACGACAUCGUUCUUUCACUUCCUCAGGCUGAAGCCCUGCUUGCUGAAAAAAGUUCUUUCCAAAACAAGCGUGGGAAGAGACAAGCUCUGCCAAAUCCCAACAACUUCUGGAAAUCGACGACCAUUCCAUAUGAACUAACUUACACUGAUUCUGCAUGGCAACAAACCAUUCGAAGUGCUCUGAGACACAUAGAAUCAAACACAUGCAUUCGUUUCCGUGAAAAUGGUCAAGGUGACGGUCUCCGUUAUUUCCGAGGAAAUGGUUGUUGGUCGAAUGUUGGACGCAUGGGAGGAAAGCAGCAAGUUUCAAUUGGUUAUGGAUGUGUUUCACUUGGAAUUGUUGCUCAUGAGACUCUUCAUGCUCUUGGAUUGUGGCACGAACAGUCUCGCGAUGACAGAGACAGCUAUAUCUCUCUCAGUACUAACUUCAUCAUCCGAGGAACGGAAGGAAAUUUUGAAAAGCGGUCAAGAACAACAAGCGACAACAUGGGUCAACUAUACGAUUAUGGGUCUGUUAUGCAUUAUGGACCGAAGUCUUUCACAACAAACUGGUCUUAUGACACCAUUAGAACACGCGAUGCCAAUUAUCAACAAACAAUUGGCCAACGAGAAGGAAUAUCAUUCAAGGAUGCUAAGAUGGUCAACCUCCGUUAUUGCUCAAAUGUGUGUCCAACAACAUUGAACUGUCAGAAUGAAGGAUACACUGAUCCUAACAACUGUUACAAAUGUCGAUGCCCACCUGGCUAUGGAGGCACUUUAUGUGACCGUGUGGAGGAAACUUCUUGUGGAGGUGAAAUCGUAGCUUCAGAUAGCUUUCAAACAUUCAGAAGUCCAAGCUUGAGUGCAAAUAUGAAUUGUGUUUGGAGAAUCAAGUCUCCUGCCGGACAAAGAAUUCAAGUUGCUUUCACAAGCAUGAGCUUCCCUUGUGCAGACUCUUGUUCCAGUUAUGUAGAAUUCAAAACAUUGAGAUCUAAGGCAUCAACAGGGGCUCAUUUGUGUUGUCGAAUACCUGCUACUUCUCUGGUCUCCGAAGAUGAUCAAGUUGUUUUGAUAAUGAAAGGAUCAUCUUCAGUAACAUCUGGUUACACAGGAUUCACAAUUCAAUACAAAUAUUUUGGAAGUGCAACUGUCGAGACUACAAGGUCUCCCAGUACUCCGAUGAUUGUCCAAACCUCUUUCCGACCAACAACUCCCUUACCUAAUACAGCAGUUCCAGAAUUCACGUCGUCCUCUCCAACUCCUACAGGCUCAUGGGGUAUUUGGGGAGCUUGGUCAAAUUGCAACAGACCUUGCGGUGGAUGUGGUACACGCCAAAGAGUCCGAGGUUGUUAUGGGGGAAACGGUUUAUGCAACGGAUAUAGCGUACAAUCUGUUAGUUGUAACCAACAGGCUUGUCCUACAUCCUCAUCUAAUAGAGUUUGUAAUGGUAGAAUAGUCCUUCCAUGUGAUCUUAUGCAAAAGCUAAGAUUCGGACAGUCUGAUGAUACGCAGUUGUCUCCUAUUGCUGAAAAGUCACUUCUACCACUUCCUAGAGAUCCUGGUGUUCCAGUCAUCCAGAAAAAACCUUUGACAACAGCGCAUGGAGCAGUACAGUACCGUCGGACUCAUGUGAAUUGCAUUCAUCGUCGGGCAUUGAACUCACCCGGACGAAUAAUCAAGCGUUAUCCUCCUCAGACUUACAACAAACAGGUGACUAGAGGAAAACGACAAACAGAUAACAUAUCAACCAAUCAUGGAAUUUGUGAAAAAAAAUUCACCUACGAAUGUCCCACAAACCUAUUGUCCAUUCAUGUUGGAUGGACUGAAGCUAAUGCUCCUCCUCAACAGGAGAGUUUGCCAAUUCAACGAGCUGUUGAUGAGCCCUCCUGCUGUUCAGGUUAUUACUUGAGCGGAGGAUACUGUUAUAAGAAUUAA